UACGCACCGCUGUGCAGCCGCCAGCCAUCAAGCAGCUUUCAGCAGCUUCCCAGAGUGUUCUGCCUGCUUCGGCUGCAAGAUCUGCUGCAUCCAUCCGUGCACGGAGCAGAAGGAACGGACGACGGACGGAGGAAAGAUUUCAGCACUGGGAACUGUCCAAAACACCUAACUACUUACCAGCGUCUUGCUCAUGCGCUGGACCAAAACCAAAACCCAGGAGAUCCCUCAUCGUAUAAAUCUUGAGAUCUAAAGAGCUUUGCAGACUAAACCCCCUUCGUAGUGUGUUGGAUCAUCCGUGCAGUUGGACCCUGGAGUGCAAGAGGCGCACGGACUUCAUUCAGGGGAAGUAUUGCAAUGCUGUGCACGCCGGCGUGAGAGCCGUGAAGACCCCGGGACAACUACUACUACACGACCCAUCGUACAGCCAUGGGAGUGCUGAUGUCUAAGAAGCAGCAGGUGGAGAAGGUGCAGAAGUGCAACGCCGUUGUCAAUGCCUUCCAGCAGGGCGUGAAGGUGACCGCGCCUCCGGCCAUUCACGAUCAAGCAGAUGACAAUGUGGGCGGGGCUACCGACGUGCCAGCUACCCGUGGCGAGGGCGAGGAGGGGGGGGAGGAGGAGGCUGACGCGGCCCCCCCUCCCACCAGGGACGGGUGCAACGUGAACAAGGAGGCGUGGUCUCGGAUGAGGGACGGGAAGGGGGUGGAGCCUGAGGACAUGCAGAAGAGCCACCAGCUGACUCCGCCCGCGUUCGUCCGACCCAAGAGGGACGCCAACGACGACCAGGCCUUGGAGGUGGAGCUGGGCAAGAGAGACCAGCCAUCCAACGACGAGAUGUGUGAUGUGUGUGAGGUGUGGACGGCCGACGACCUGUACCCCUGCAGGAUCUGCACGCGCGUCUUCCACGACGGCUGCCUGCGGGAGCUGGGCUACCUGCGGGCCGAGGCCCUGCAGGAGAUGAGGGACUCUGCCCACACCAUCACCGGCUGGAGCUGCUACUACUGCGAUAACGUCAACCUCCUGCUGACGGAGGAGGAGAUGUACAGCCUAGUGGAGACCUUCAAGCAAUGCAAGAUCAUCCCUGAGUCGUGCCUGGUUUCUGACGAGCUGCUGCAGUACCGCCACUUCAUGUCAAAGCAGCAGUAUGAGAAGGACCUGACGGACGAGCAGGAGGAGGAGGUGCUGGGCCAGUUCGCCGCCAUGGACCCCGAGAAGAAGGGCCACAUCGAGUGGUCCGACUUCCUGUACUUCGAGUCCAUGUCGGUACUCCGGAAGCUCCGCACCGAGAACUCGAUGGUGCGUCUGCUGAGCUCCAAGGAGAGGGACCGGGCGCGCACCCUGUUCCUGGGCCUGGACCUGGACAAGGACGGCCUGAUCACGGGAGGGGAGAGCCGCCAGGCCCAGCCCUCCUGGUUCCACAAGCUCAACAAGGACAGCCAGUCCUGCAACGUCAGACUCAUGCUGAGCUCUGCUCUGAAUUGUGGUAUCAGCCACGUGGGGGCCAUGUGUGAGAGCAGCCCGGCCAGCUCAGCUAGCGAGAGGAGCAAGGCUGAUGACAGCAGGUCGGUGACCUGGGCAGACUUCCUGAAGGAGAGCGCCAUCUACAUCAUCGCUGCCCGGCCCAACAGCAGCGCCAUGCACAUCCGCCUGCCACUAUAG
Gadus chalcogrammus (walleye pollock) is the source of this 1656-nucleotide messenger RNA. It is a transcript of the gene phf24, whose product is annotated as PHD finger protein 24. NCBI's taxonomy places the organism in Eukaryota, Metazoa, Chordata, Actinopteri, Gadiformes, Gadidae. Bases 427 to 1656 code for a protein of 409 amino acids. The transcript is spliced from 9 exons. The record is from RefSeq and is a predicted model, not a curated record.